Acomys russatus (golden spiny mouse) is the source of this 5883-nucleotide messenger RNA. It is a transcript of the gene Shroom3, whose product is annotated as shroom family member 3. Gene Ontology annotation, molecular function: actin filament binding. Gene Ontology annotation, cellular component: cortical actin cytoskeleton; apical plasma membrane; apical junction complex. Gene Ontology annotation, biological process: actin filament organization. Bases 86 to 5875 code for a protein of 1929 amino acids. Lineage: Eukaryota; Metazoa; Chordata; Mammalia; Rodentia; Muridae. The record is from RefSeq and is a predicted model, not a curated record. The transcript has 10 exons.
UCUGAGUGUGCGGUGAGUAAGCAGCUCUUCCUCUUUUCCCCUGGAUGUGCUUUCAUACUGAGAUUGCAGCGGCAGCGUUCCAGACAUGGUGAGGAGCAAGGGCUGCCUGGCACUUGUGCUUCCCAGGUUUGGGACCCAACGCUCAAGAAAGCAACAGAAGUUAGAUGUGUGUGCAGACCCGGGCCACGCAGAUCCUGGUGCCUCUAACUCCCUUAGCUCAGAGCUGCUCAACUGCGGUCCCCAGCACCGGAAAGCGACGUGGUCGGGAGGAGUGAAACUUCGCCUAAAGCAGAGGUGCAGUGAGCCUGCCGCUCGCCCUCACUCGUGGCAUACCACCAAACGUGGGGAGAACCAGCCUGAUGCCAGCAUGAUGCAGAUAUCCCAGGGCACAGUGGGACCUCCCUGGCACCAGAGCUACCAUUCCAGCUCUUCUACAAGUGACCUCUCCAACUAUGACCAUGUUUAUCUGAGGCGGAGCCCUGACCAGUGCAGCUCCCCAGGGAGCAUGGAAAGCCUGGAGCCUAGCGCCGGAUACCCACACUGCCAUCUUCUUUCUCCUGCCAAGUCCACGAGCAGCAUCGACCAGCUUGGCCACCUCCAUAACAAAAGAGACUCGGCGUAUAGCUCCUUUUCCACCAGCUCUAGCCUCCUGGAGUAUCCACCCCCUGGUGGCUCGGGCCGAGAACGGUCAGGCUCCAUGGACACAAUUCCUGCCCGAGGCAGCCUCCUAGAAGGGAUGAGGCAGGCAGACAUCCGCUAUGUCAAGACCGUCUAUGAUACCCGGAGGGGAGUAUCUUCCGAGUACGAGGUGAACCCUUCGGCCUUGCUUCUUCAAGGUAGGGAUGGCCACGCGUCAGCAGGUAGCCAGGGCUGUGCUAAAUGGCACAGCGUUCCUCGGGGCAAGGGAACGCCAUCCCCAUCUUGGAUGCAGGAGUGCGCCAGUCCCUUGGAGACUGCCACUGACAACCUGCCUCACAAGGUGGGCGCACCCAUGCCCCCCACUCGGAGUGACAGUUUUGCGGCCUUCCGGCACCGUGAUCGUCCCAGCUCCUGGUCCAGCCUUGAUCAGAAAAGGUUCUGCCGGCCCCUGACAAACUCCUCAGGCCCCCUGAAAACCCCAUUCAUGGAGGAGCAGCUGCAUCCCGUCCCAGAGAGCAGCCCAGAGAACAGCCCCCCAGUGAAACCUAAGCAUAAUUAUACUCAGAAGACGCAGCCUGGCCAACCCCUGCUGCCCACUGGCAUCUAUCCGGUACCUUCUGCAGAGCCUCGCUUUGCCCAGGUGCCCCAGCCCUCUGUAGGUAGUAAUGGUACAGUCUAUCCUGCGCUGGUCAAAGAGAGUGGCUACUCAGCUGCUCAGGGAGCCUGUAACAAGAUGGCUGCCUUGGAUGAGAAUGGGAAUCAAAGUGAAGCUAGCAGGCCCGGGUUCGCCUUCUGUCAGCCCCUCGAACACGACUCAGUGACCCAGGUGGAGAGAAAGCCAGAACCCACGGCCAAAUAUGUCCCCUACAAAGUCCAUUUUUCUUCAGUGCCUGAAAAUGAGGAUUCCUCCCUGAGGAGACAUGUCACACCUCCCCAAGGUAACAGCCCUUAUCCCGGAGAGAGAAAGAACGCCCAUGGCAGCAGACUGUGUUCUAAUCAUCACAGCGCCUCAGCCCCUCAGGCCCAGGCCUUGCGCGUGGGUGAUGACGGGAGGCCUUCCAGGCUCCCUCAGCCCUGGGAGGGAGACUUGCAGGAAGAUCAAAAUGCCAACCUCAGGCAGAAACCGGAGAGGGAAGGUCAUGGCCAGAGCCUGUCAGGCAACUUUGGCAGGACCAAGUCGGCCUUCUCGUCGCUCCAGAAUAUCCCAGAGAGUCUAAAAAGACAAAGCAGCAUAGAUCUAGGAGGAGAAGCCCAGGAGGUUUAUCCCGGUGGCAGGUCCACCUAUGCCCUCAGCACCAAGGUGGAGGACCCUGGAAGGAAAGCAGGGCCCGACAGCAGGGGCUGCCUGGACAGGUCUGUUUCCUGUCCAAGGCCCGAGGGGAGAAGGAACGUUGCAGCAUCUUUGCAUGGUGCAGACUCAAGGUAUGAAGAGCCACCAGACCCGCAGCUGCAGCACACAUCCGGUCCAGGCCAGAGGAGGCUCAGUGCCAGCAGCGCCUCUGCCCUGCAGUACAGGAAACCCCACUGCUCUGUGCUGGAGAAGGUUUCCAAGAUAGAAGAGCGAGAGCAAGGGCGCCACAGACUUCCGAGUGUGGGCAGUUCCGCUUACGGCCCUAACUAUAGGUCCAGUAGGACUGGCCCGACUCCCAGCACUUCCAACAGUGACUUUGAGGAUCCAAAACCCAGCAGCAUCCACUUCUCUGAGUCCACUGAGCACCUGCGCAAUGGGGAACAGAACCUCAAGAACGAGGGAGAAGAGGUUUCCUGGCAGCAGUGCGGCCAGCAGCUGUGGAGGGCUGCCGCGGAUGGCCAUGGGCCGCCUCCUGUCCGAGGCAGCGAGCCCCCGAGGCCCGAUGGCCGCCUACUGCGCAGCCAGAGCACCUUCCAGCUGUUCAGUGAGGCAGAGAGAGAAGCCUCGUGGUCCGAGGACAGGCCCAGCACCCCCGAGUCGCCACUGCUGGACGUGCCCUUCAGCCGUGCCUACAGAAACAGCAUCAAAGAUGCCCAGUCCCGCGUCCUGGGGGCCACCUCGUUUCGUCGCCGGGACCUGGAGCCGGGCACCCCCGCAACUUCGAGGCCCUGGCGCCCGCGACCCGCCUCUGCCCACAUGGGCAUGCGGAGCCCCGAGGCCGCAGCUCCCUCGUCCUCCCCGCACACCCCUCGGGAGCGACACAGCGUGACCCCAGCUGCAGGGACCCAGCCUGCGCCCCAGGCUGCCCGCAGAGGUGCACGCCGGCGGCUCACGCCCGAGCAGAAGAAACGCUCCUACUCUGAGCCGGAGAAAAUGAACGAAGUGGGGGUCUCAGAGGAGGCCGAACCUGCGCCUUGCGAUUCCCCGAGACCCGCGCCGCUGCGUUUCUCGGAGAGCACCGUGGCCGACCGGCGCCGCAUCUUCGAGCGCGACAGCAAGGCCUGCUCCACGCUCAGCCUGUCGGGCCCCGAGCUGAAGCAGUUCCAGCAGAGCGCCCUGGCCGACUACAUCCAGCGCAAGACCGGCAAGCGGCCAGCCUCCGCCGCCUGCCCCCAGGAGCCCGGGCUGCGCGAGCGGGCACAAAGCGCCUACCUCCAGGCCGGCCCCGCGGCCAAUGAAGGACCUAGCCUGGCCUCCGCCUCUAGCCUGAGCUCACUGCGGGAGCCCGAGGCGCUGCCCCGCAAGGAGCACCCCAACCUGUCCACUGCAGAUGCCCCGCAAGUGCCCCGAGAUCGCAGCAGCUCCUUCGCCAGCGGACACCUUGUCGGGGAGCGACGACGCUGGGACCCUCAGGUCUCCAGGCAGCUGCCCAGCGGAGCCACCGGUGGACCUAGGGGUGUCCAGAGAAUAGACAGGACCCCUAGCGGGCCACCCUCCUGGGGCAUGGUGGCCGCGAAGGCAGGGAAGUCCAAGUCGGCCGAGGAUCUGCUGGAGCGCUCUGAUACCCUGGCAGUCCCUGUGCAUGUGAGGUCCAGGUCGUCUCCCACCUCAGACAAGAAAGGCCAGGAUGUGCUCCCGAGGGAAGACAGUGGCUUUGGUUUUGUGAAGGAUCCAUGUUGCUUGGCUGGCCCUGGCUGUAGGUCUCUCAGUUGCUCAGACAGAGGCCAAAAAGAGCAGGCAUUGCCCCUCCACCAUCCUACCCCUUGCUGGAAUGACUUGGGCUUCAACGCCACUGUGGGUUCCUCAGUUCCUACUGAAUGUUCCGGAGCCCCAGACCACCAUCCAAAGCAGCUUAGAACGCCUUGCUCUAGGCCACUUCCGGCAGGAACUCAGGGCCACUUCCCAGAUGCCAGAGCUGCCUCUGUGGCCCCACUCAGCUCCGCUCAGCCAUCACCUGUCCCCUCCAGUUACUGUUCACAGCUUGCCGUUGGUCAGCCGACUGAAAGGAGCGGUCAGACCGGACGACAGCCUCUCCCGUCCCCUGCCUCUGCAGUGACUCACAGAUACAACGGCCAUAGCCUGACCCAGCCCCCGAGCCCGAGAUACCAUGAGGUCAGCAGCCCGGAGCACGGGUUAGAAGAAGGGAUGUGGAAGAGGGCAUCCCUGCCUCAGCGCCCCCCUCCACCCUGGGUGAAGUGGGCCCACGCAGUCAGAGAGGACGGCCUUUCUGAGGACGCCUUGUCGCCCGAGAUCGCAAACCGGAAGCACUAUAGAAGCCAUCAGAGUCUUCCAAGCUCAUGCAGCACUUCUGACCCAGACACUCCAGGAAGGAUCUCUCUCCGGAUAUCAGAGUCCGCCCUACAGACCUCCCCGCCACCCCGCGGGGACUAUGAGGACGAAGUGUUCAUGAAGGACUCGCACCCCAAGGUUACUUCAAGCUCCAUGUGUGAGACUCUUCCCCCGCCUCCACCUCCGCCUCCUCCACCGAGCGAGGAAAACCUGGCAAACGGUUCAGACGACUUCCCGCCACCUCCUCCCCAAGCCGUGUGUGAGGCGCUGCUGGACAGCGAGGCGUACAUGGAACCUGGCAGCAGCACUUCCUGCAGACUUCCCAGGGUGACAGCCACAAGCAAAGGGCACACGUCUGGAGCAGCCCAUCACGAAGGCAGUCAGGGAAUGCCUGCGACACCACCCCAAACCCUGGCCAAAGGUUUGGAAGCCAAGUCCAACUCACCCUGCAGCGAGAAUGCUCAGCCUCUGCCUACCAGUGCUCUUGGCGAGCAGCCCUCUCCCUGCCAGGCCCGAAACCUCGACCCUGAGCCAGUCGGCAGAACUCAGGAUCCAGGGAAGAAAAUCCAUGCCGGGCCCCAGAAGACCUCAGAAGAUAUCCGGACAGAGGCUCUUGCCAAGGAAAUCAUCCACCAAGACAAAUCCCUGGCCGACAUUCUGGAUCCAGACUCCAGAAUGAAGACAACAAUGGAUCUGAUGGAGGGUCUGUUCCCCGGAGAUUCUAAACUGGGGAAGGAAAGCGGCAUAAAGAAGAAAGCCUUAGAAAUGACCGCCAGACAUUCCGGAUGUGAAGCCAAGACGAGCGAUGACAAGGAAGCAGUGGGCGCGCUAGUGAGCUGCCCUGCCUACUACAGUGUGUCUGCUGCCAAGGCGGAGCUGCUUAACAAAAUCAAAGACAUGCCGGAGAUGACGCCUGAGGAGGAGGAGGAGCAGGAGGACGUCAAUGAGAAAAAGGCCGAGCUCAUAGGAAGCCUCACCCACAAGCUCGAGACCCUCCAGGAAGCAAAGGGGAGUCUGCUCAUGGACAUCAAGUUGAACAACGCACUGGGGGAAGAGGUGGAAGCCCUGAUCAGCAAGCUCUGCAAACCCAACGAGUUUGACAAGUACAAGAUGUUCAUAGGGGACUUGGACAAGGUUGUCAACCUGCUGCUGUCCCUGUCUGGACGCCUGGCCCGCGUGGAGAACGUCCUCAGUGGCCUUGGUGAAGACGCAAGUAAAGAAGAAAGGAGUUCUCUGACCGAGAAGAGGAAGGUUCUGGCCGGGCAGCACGAGGAUGCUCGGGAGCUCAAGGACAACCUGGACCGGCGGGAGCGUGUGGUGCUGGAUAUCCUGGCCAGCUACCUGUCGGCCGAGCAGCUGCAGGACUACCAGCACUUUGUGAAGAUGAAGUCCACACUCCUCAUCGAGCAGCGGAAGCUGGAUGACAAAAUCAAGCUGGGCCAGGAGCAGGUCAAGUGUCUGCUGGAGUCACUUCCCUCGGACUUCAGGCCCAAGGCAGGGGCCAUCUCCCUGCCCGCAGCCCUCACCAGCCCUGUGGCUCCUGGGGGCGGCUCUGCAAUCAGUGGCAUCUUCCCAACGUUGACCUCUCCCCUUUAACCCGAAAG